AUGGAAGAGGAGGCCGAGCUGCUGUACUGGCAGGCCGUGCAAGACAGCCUCGCUGGCGAGCAUGCCGCCGCCCAUCGCAAGCUACGUGCCCUCGGCUGCCGCUAUGCGCUCGCCCCCGCCGUCUGGGACGCGUGCCUGCCACCCUACAGCAGCGACGGCAGCGGCGGCACCGGCAGCGGACCCCGCGCCGAGGGGUCGCGGCAGGCGCUGUUCGCCCCGCCCGCCGCUGCCGCCGCCGGCGACGCGGGUGCCGGCCUGACCGCGGCGUGGACGCUCGAUGACAGCCUGCCCCCCGGCCUGCUGGUGCGCCUGCAGCGCGCGUUCGCGCCAGGCGCGGCGUACUGGCGGGAGCAUGGCUACUUCUACCCCGACACGCCGUUCUUCUCCCACGUUUUCGAGCUGCCCGCUGCCGACCAGGACAGCGGCGGCGCCGCCGCCCCCGCCGCCGCCGUGGCGCGGGCGUGCGAGGAUGAGGGCGGGGCGGAGGGCGGGGGGCAUCCGCAGGGCUCCGCCGCCGACGCGCCGGGGCGGCCCGCCAAUGCGCUGGAGGCGGCGGCGGUGCUGAUCCUGCGGCGCUGCCGCCGCGGCGAUCAGGGCGCCGAGGGGGCGGAGGGCGCGCCUGGGCGGCCGGCCUCGCUCCUGGCCGGCGCGACGCACGUCGAGUUCUGGGCGCACACUCGGCCGCUGGACGCGCCCCACCAGCUGCACUUUGACGCUGCUGCCUUCUGA
Monoraphidium neglectum is the source of this 729-nucleotide messenger RNA. RefSeq lists its product as hypothetical. The record is from RefSeq and is a predicted model, not a curated record. Lineage: Eukaryota; Viridiplantae; Chlorophyta; Chlorophyceae; Sphaeropleales; Selenastraceae. The coding region runs from base 1 to 729 and encodes 242 amino acids. The transcript has 3 exons.